AUGCUGGAAUCCUCGGAGGAUGCUUUACGGUUCUUAGCCGAAGGGCAAACGUUGUUGGGCGAAGGAUGGACGCAUGUGGAUAAUUUCGAUGAGCUUGAUGAGGAUGAGUUCGAAGAGGAAGAAGAGGAGAUAUACGUUACGAUGGAUUUGGGAACGACACUGGAUGCCAAGGCAUUACAGAAUGAGAAUCAGUAUCAACUUGUCGGUCUAGAUACACCCCUGCCAUUUCUAAAAUUGGGUAAUCAGAUAUUUCAAGGUCAGACUACACCGUUAAUAGGGGAUGAAGUGGUAUUAGGCUUAAUACGACACUCUGAUAAUCCCCAUGAACCUACUCAUCCACCAUUAUACUCCACGAAUCAUCGACUGACGUUCCGAGCUAUAACACUCGAACCCCGUUCCCAACCUCAAGCCCAAACUCAAGAUGAACAAACAACUCAAGCUGAAACUGAACCUGGACCUUCUUCAAGCUCUUUCAACCUUUUCUCCAACUCACCCAUGGAUUCACCUACUAUCAGUGGACCUCCCGUGGGUAGUCUCAAAAAGGGUAGAUCAAAAGGUGCUGGACAAGUCAGACCUCGAUUCGUCAUUGAUAAACCUGAAGAUCUGGAGAAUUUCGAUGUGAAAGCUAUGAAAACUUCUCAGAAAGUCGAACUUGGACCGAACGUCUUGAGAUCCUUGGGUUUACCCCCCUCAACUCACGGCGAGAAUGUCCUAUUGAGCAAAACCGACUUAUCACAAGUGAUUUCAGGUUAUUCAUCAAGAAGUCAGGCUAGUCAAAAUAGGAAGAAAGGUAGAAUCUGGGGUGUGGACAAAGAUGGAAAGAUAGCUUUGAUUGAUAAUGAUCAUCAAGGAAAAGAAAAGGAUGAAUCACAAGAGGUUGGUGUCCCCGGUGAUGUGCAGAUGGAAGAAGGUGAACAGAAUAAUCUGUCACAGGAGAACAACGUCGGAAGUUCGGCUCAAACAGAUGAGAUACCGCCUACUCAGAGUGCACGGACAGAUCAAGAUCAAGUUAUGGGGGAUGUAGAGGUAGAGGAUGAUCCUCCCUGGGCCGAAGUGGAGAAUGGACAAGUCCACCAGUAA
Molecule: messenger RNA, 1080 nt
Organism: Kwoniella mangroviensis CBS 8507
Lineage: Eukaryota; Fungi; Basidiomycota; Tremellomycetes; Tremellales; Cryptococcaceae
Exons: 5
Coding region: 1-1080 (359 amino acids)
Biological process (GO): transcription by RNA polymerase III
Cellular component (GO): transcription factor TFIIIC complex
Source: RefSeq, a predicted model, not a curated record